Molecule: messenger RNA, 846 nt
Organism: Dendrobium catenatum
Lineage: Eukaryota; Viridiplantae; Streptophyta; Magnoliopsida; Asparagales; Orchidaceae
Product: SKP1-like protein 1
Exons: 2
Coding region: 108-602 (164 amino acids)
Biological process (GO): SCF-dependent proteasomal ubiquitin-dependent protein catabolic process
Cellular component (GO): nucleus; cytoplasm
Molecular function (GO): cullin family protein binding
Source: RefSeq, a predicted model, not a curated record
CCCGUUCAUUAAUUUCUCUCCUAGGGUUCUUUUGUGAAGGGAUUUCCUUUGAUAAUCCUAUCAUUUUUCUGCAAUCCUUCGAAUCUUUGUGAUCGAUAGCGAGAGUGAUGGCUUCGGAUGAAGGAAAGAAGGUCACUUUGAAGAGCUCGGAUGGCGAAGAGUUCUUGGUGGAAGAAACUGUAGCGAUGGAGUCUCAGACGAUCCGUCACAUGAUAGAGGAUGGAUGCGCGGAUAGCGGGAUCCCGCUCCCCAACGUCAACAGUAAGAUCCUUUCGAAGGUUAUCGAGUAUUGCAAGAAGCACGUCGAGUCGGCUGCCAAGGCCGCUGCGGCCGGCGGUGGCGAUGAGAAGACUGCCGAAGAGGAUCUUAAGGGCUGGGACUCUGAUUUUGUGAAGGUUGACCAGGCCACGUUGUUCGAUCUUAUUUUGGCAGCAAACUAUUUGAACAUCAAAGGCCUUCUGGACUUGACCUGCCAAACCGUAGCAGAUAUGAUUAAGGGUAAAACUCCUGAAGAGAUUCGUAAGACCUUUAACAUCAAGAACGACUUCACCCCCGAGGAAGAGGAGGAGAUUCGGAGGGAGAAUCAAUGGGCAUUUGAGUGAAGUGGUGCCAGUCUCUUUUUAUUUUUAUUUACGAUCUCUUGGAGUGAAGUAAUGCUGCUAUCUUUUUUUAAUUAACUCUAUCUUGUAUCGUCGUUAAAAAUUAGAUUUCUCUCGUCUUCUCCAUACUUGAUUGCACUGGUUGUCUUAUAUUUGUUGCAAGUUGUUAAGAAUGUAGUAACAACAGCAGAUCUGUCCGCUGAAACUCUUUUGACUGCAAAUUUAAGCUAUUAUCAUCUUCUUUCAA